GAAAAAUUCAAAUCAUGCCCUAGUUGGGUGAAGGAAGCGCCCUUUUCUCCACCGCUCAUCCGAUACCCUUCUCGCCGGCGAGGGCGGUUUGUUUUUCCGGUGACGGUCGAUUCAACCAGAAGCUCGAAUAUCAUGGCUGCGAGCCGUCUGAUUCGUAUUCCGCCAUUGUUGUGCUUGUUGCUGCUUUCCGCAGCUGCUCAACUCUCUGCCCUCAUAGAGGUCGAUCUAAAACAUCCGGUGGUGGAUGUCACUCCAGUUCACAUAUCUGGACAUUCAUCGUCUAGAGAUAUUGUAUCAUGCGAACGUGUUUUAGUUUCUGGUAUAUCGAGAUUGAAACUAGGCAGCUAUGCCAGCGCACAUCGUGUCACGUUGAUCCCAUCAGCAGUUAUCCCUGAGAGGUUGCAUGGCAAGAUUCAUAUUUGCUCUCACAAGAAUUCUUCACUUGGGCUGUGCCAGUGUGAACAAGACGAUUGGAAAAGCUUACAAAAAGGGGCAUGGAGCUCUGUAAUGUCACCUUAUCAGGACAUGUUAAUUGAUGUAAAAUAUGUUGGCGAUUUUACUGAUUCUGUCACCGUCACUAUUGAAGAAGAUUCACAAAAUUGGCGUAUUCUAUGUCUUGCUCUGGGCUUGAUUCUAUUGAUAUUUGCUCCAAUUGUCAGCAGUUGGGUCCCCUUCUAUUAUAGCAGCUCAAUGAUGAUUGGAGUUUGCCUUGUUAUAAUUAUCAUCCUUUUCCAGGGAAUGAAAUUACUACCAACUGGAAGGAAAAAUGUGUUCUACCUAACUAUAUAUGGAUCAGUGCUUGGAGCUGGAUCAUUUUUGCUGCAUCACUUCUCGAUGUUAAUCAAUUCCAUUCUUUUGAAUUUUGGUCUUGAUGAAGAGCUACAUAACCCUUUAUCUGUAUUUGUUCUAGUUGGGAUUAUUCUUUCUGGAGCUGGCUUUGGAUAUUGGCUUGUGAGGAAGUAUGUUGUUUCAGAUAAUGGAAAUGUGGAUGCGGGAGUGGCUCAUUUUGUAAAAUGGGCAAUUCGGAUCAUUGGUAUCACUUUCCUUCUUCAGAGCACAUUAGAUACGCCUCUGGCUAUUGCUGUGCUUGUUUCGUGGUGGUUGCUAUGUUCUUAUAUAAAUUCCAUGAUGCAACACAGAGCAAGAAAUAGUGCUUUGAGUGCACGGAUAAAUAAGCAAAUGAACUUGACACCAUCAAAGCAGGCUGAGUUUUAUAGGAAGUCACAGCGACCGGGCUUUUAUGGCUCUGUAUCUAACAGCCCAAAGAGUUCAUCACCCUGGUCUGAUUCUACUGUUAGAGGACUGCGACAAUCCGGUAAAACAAGGGGAAUAAGAAAGGAACCUGAGUACUAUUUCUCAACCUACCACAAAACACCCAACAGGAAGAGAUUCUCCAGGAGGGAAUGGGAGGAGCUCACCCAAGAAUCCACCAAGGUGGGGAUUGCAGAGCUAGCAUCUUCGCCCGUAUUCGCAGACUGGGUCAUGAGAAAUGCCAACAGAGUGCAGGUGGCCCCCACAGAAGAGAGUUCGGAUGAAACGGUCGAUAGUGGGUCAGAUGAUGACAGUGCUGCAGAGAGCUGUAGUGGAAUCAGCUUGUUCAAGUGGCAGCAGUGAACAACACAUAUACAUCCCCCACCACCACCACCACCACCUCCACCGCCGCCGCCCAUUCUGAUAGAGGAACUGAUGCAGUUUUUAGCUCAUUACUAUAUUGACCAACUGGCAGAGUUUGUAAGAUUAACUAAUUACCUUUGUAGUCUGUAGGCAUGGAACAUGUGAAAAAGAGGGCUGGUGUUGGAGAUGCACUACAUACUUUUUUCUGUCUAAUUUUUUUGUGUGAAUCUAGGAUUCAUAAUUGCCAUUCUACCAUUGUCUUUUUUUGUGAAUAUGUUUUAUUGCUCCACCAAUAUGUAUUUCUCACUUGAUUCCUUGCACUCUUGCAGCAUAGCAACACUUGUAAUCACUUGAUAACAAAUUAGUUAUCUUUUA
Molecule: messenger RNA, 1989 nt
Organism: Cuscuta campestris
Lineage: Eukaryota; Viridiplantae; Streptophyta; Magnoliopsida; Solanales; Convolvulaceae
Source: the annotation of a GenBank genome assembly